Molecule: messenger RNA, 5838 nt
Organism: Saprolegnia diclina VS20
Lineage: Eukaryota; Oomycota; Saprolegniomycetes; Saprolegniales; Saprolegniaceae
Exons: 12
Coding region: 1-5751 (1916 amino acids)
Molecular function (GO): zinc ion binding; protein binding
Source: RefSeq, a predicted model, not a curated record
AUGCAGGCCAACGAGUGCCCACUCCGCACGAUCGCAUGUCCUGCCUGUGAGCACGCCAUGCUGGGGCAGGACCUCAAGAAGCACAAGCGAAGCGCGUGUUCCAAGCGCCUCGUCGAGUGCAAGCUCUACGGUGGCUGCGGCGAGAUCCACACGUUUGAAGACACGGCUUUUCACACCGAGAGUCUGUGCAUUCGCCGCAAACGACCGUGCCAUUGGGCCAGUCAUGGCUGUGACGCGGUGCUCGGGCCGCCCGAGGCGCGUCACAUUCACGAAGACACGACGUGUCCCUUUCGCAUCGUGUCGUGUCGAAACCACUGCGGCGUGUCCAACCUCAUUGCCACAUUCCUCGAUGAGCACUUGGCGUGGGACUGCCCGAAAGAAAUCAAGUUGUGUCCGCUAGGGUGCGGCGCGCGCAUGGAAGCGCAGUACAUCUACGGUCAUUACGAGCCCCACUGCGGCGACUGCCCCAAACGUGUGACCCGGUGCCCAUAUGAUCUGUGCGGCAAGAAAAUGUGCUUCUUUGGCGACACACGCUGGGACGCAGAAGAAACGACGUGCACACGGUCUGACAUGGCGCCAUCGGGCGUUGAUGUGACGCGCAACGGCGUUCUCACUCGCCUCCAGCACCUCGCCACUUACCUCGACGAGAAGGUGUCGUCGUUUGCGCUAGUGCGGGCGCAAGCGUACCUCCGCACGUGGCUCGAGGCGCGUCAAGCGUCGCUUCUCGAGGCCUACCACGCCCGGGACUUGGACCGUAUCGAGCUCGGUAUGGUGGUCAAGUACGACCCCGAGACCACGCAGCACUAUGUGAGCUUUCGAGGCCGUGUCGUCUGGGUCAACCUCAAUUAUGUCUACCAUGCACUCGACCCAGCCGUCUUGGCCACCGACUGGGUCUGUCCGUCCAUGGCGGCGAGUGCGCGGCUUGACCACGUGGCGAGUGUGUGCCCACUGCAAAGCGUCGCUUGUCCCAACGAGUGCGGUCAGCGCUGUCCCAAGUUCCAGCUUGAACACCAUUUGAAAGAGCGGUGUUCGAAGCGCAUUCUCGUGUGUCGUCUCGGCUGCCACAAAGCCUUGACAAUGGAAGCGCUGCUAGAGCACGAAGAGUCCGAGUGCCCCAAGAGCCAGCGGUUUUGCCCGCACUGUCACGAGCCAUGCUUGCUCGAGGCCAUCGAAAGCCACGUGCGCAUGACGUGCUUGCAGUUUCCGCGCAGCUGUCGGCUCACGUGUGGAGCACAAGUUCCUCGGGCGUCCUUUGACCAACACGAGGCCACAGUCUGUCCCAAACGUCUCGUGCCCUGUCCUCGCUGCCAGGCGCAUGUGUUUGCAUGCGACCUUGCGUCGCACGACAGCAAUGAGUGUCCGCAACGACCAUUUGGUGUGUGCGAACUCGGUUGCGGCAUGCAUCUGUGCGUCAACCAAGUUCAAAGUCACGUCCUCCAAGAUUGCCCCCACCGCGCGGUGAUUUGUCCUCAGUGCGCGACAACCAUCCAGUUUUUAGUCUUUGACCACCAUGUGAAAUUCGACUGCGCGCAGCGGGAACUGUACUGUCACAAGGGAUGCGGCACACGGAUACGCGAGUGCGAUGUGGCCAAGCACGAUCUGGACGACUGCAUGCAUCGUCCGACGUACUGUCCACUGCACUGCGGCAUCGAACUCGCCAUGUCCCAGCUGCCGCGGCACAUGCAAGCCGACUGUGUGCGGCGUCUUGUGUCGUGCCCGAAUCGAUGCGGCGCCAAAGUGCCAGCAAUUCAGCUCCCUGGCCAUCUUCGAAGCUGCGACCACCACAAGGUACCGUGUGGCGCGGGUAGCGUCGCGUGUACGCGGCCGCUAAAAGCGUGGAUCGUGCGCGAGCGGCUUGUGCCGUGCUUCAAGCACCGGCUGCAUGGCUUCAUGUGGGCGCUCAAAUGCGGCGACAUGGAUGUCGUGCUUGGUUUUCUCAGCAAGAUUGCCCUCGACGAAGUCGAUGCAGAGUUUGAGACGGGGUACACGCCGCUCGUGCUUGCGUGUGCCAAAGGCGAUGUGCUCCUCAUGCGUGCCCUCUUGGAGCACGGCGCCGACGUCAACAAAGAGUCGUCUCGGGGCCGAACGCCGCUCGGCGAAGCGAUUUUGAACAAACAAGCCCACCUGAUCCCACUCCUUCUCGAGUACCGUGCGAUCGUGUCCCAUGUAAACCGGCACGGUCUCUCGACACUCUCGAUUGCCGAGCAAAUGGGCGACGCGACGAUUCUCGAUGUGCUUGCCAAACGGGAGAAGCUGGAACAGGAGCAACGGCGGCUCUUUGUUGCGAUUGGCGCGUCCGACUAUGACACUAUGGAAGAGCUUGUUGCUGGCGGGGAAAUGACGUAUCGCGACAGCCACGGGUGGCACUUGGCACGGGAGCUCGAAGAGAGUCGGGCAAACCUCGCUCGCGCCCGCACCGACUUGAUCGAGCACAUUGAGAUCAUGAACGCGACGAUUGCCGAUACAGAAGCCAAGCAAAUGCGCGUCGUGCGUCUCCUCGACUCGAUGGAGUACAACAAGGGUCAGCUCGCCCAAGUACAAACCAAGGAAACCAAACUCGAGGCUGUUCGCGUGCACACAGAAACGACCGUCCGGGACAUUGUCCGCAAGAUCACGGCGCAGGACAUCAUCAACAUCAUCAGCCGACCCAACCCCCCGGAGGACCUCGUGGUCGUUCUCAAAGCCAUGGCGCUCUUCCAGGGCAUUCUGCCAAAACCCAAGCGCCUCAACGAGACAGGUGCGUUCUCGACGCACGAGUGGUGGGAGACGGCGCAAGCCAUGCUCAUGGACCGCGGCUUUCUGCGGCGUCUCCUCGAUAUCCACGAGCUCGCGAUCGAGCCCGACGUGCUCUUCAAGGUUCGGCGUGAGUGCUUGAAGCAUGACGCGUUUCGUGAGAUUGGGGCCGCGGAAUUGGUGGUGCCCGAGGUGCUCGACGCGGCGCCGGUUAUACAUAAGCAGCGCCACGGCCGCCGCAAUGCGAUCACCAAUUCGACUGUCGACGCACUUGGCACGUGGGUCAAAGGCGUCGAGAUGAAUCAAAAGGCCCGCGCCGAAGCCAAGGUGCUCAAAGAACGACGCGAAAGCGUCCUCGCUGAAAUUCAUCAGCUCGAUAUCGACUUGGCGACUGCCACGUUUGACAUGAAGACGGCGCACCGGUGCUUGCCGUCGCGCCAAGAGGAGCUGGACCGCGUUGUCGUUAUUGAGCAGCGCGCGGCGGCCGAGUUUCAUCUCAAGACGCGUCGCGUCCUCGUGUGUGAGCUCUUGGCAUUUACGAGCUUGAAUGGACACACGCCACUAAGCUACGCGGCGGCCAUUGGGAAUGAGCGUGCCGUCCGGAUACUUUUGAGUCGCGGCGCCAACGGCGGGCACUCAGACACGGAGCGGUCUCUGGCGGCCAAGCUGCUCCAAACUACAGUGCGUUUUCACGUGCAGCAAGCCAAGUACGUCGGAACCAACGAUGCCGAAGCCUUUCGCAUCGUACGGUACAUGGCCAUGCGCCCGAUCUAUAAGGCACUUCGACGCUGCCGGCAAACCCAGCGCGUGCCGCUGCACGAAGCCGCAUACAACGGACACACGGACAUGCUGCCGCUGCUCGUUGAUGUCGGCCACGCACCCGUGUGGCAGCCUACGUACGUUGAGCCCACGGCCAUGAUGCCAGGCCAAAUCGAGUUUGGCCAACCCCGCCGCAAGGACUUUGGUCUGCACGCGUGGCAAGUGGUGCUGCCGCCAUCGCGCCUGACGCUGGAUGAUUCGUGUCGCUUGGGGCAAUCCCGCUUCCCCUAUAUGCCGUACCGCGACGGGCGUGGCUGGGACCGGAUCGGGUCCAUCUAUGACGCGACGGUAAACGAAGUGGCGACAAUUGUCGUUGCAAGCAGCAAGCACCAAAACGCAACGCGACUCGAGCAACUGAAUCGCAAGACGAUCUUGCGCAAGACACGGCACAUGCGCCACAUGCACGACCAGCUCGAGGCCGCCAUUGCGGCCAAAGACUAUGUUGCCGCCAGUGGUCUCUUGGACGCUGGUGCCUUUCCAGACCACGCGACGCCCGCUGGCAUGACGCUUCUCAUGCAGGCAGCCAGUGAAGAACGUUUCAUUACCAAUAUUGACGGCGUCUGCGUCCUCAUGGUCGAAUACCUUUUGGACCGCAAGAUGGGUCGGCCGUCGCCCAACUUUAUCAGCACAUCGCUCGAUGGCGCCUUUAGUCACACGGCGCUCUCCGUCGCAGCGCACUACGGCACAACCAUGUGCGGCCGCAUGCUCGUGGACCGUGGCGCCGAUGUCAACGUUCAAGACCCGCGAUUUGGCCAGACCGCGCUCAUGCACGCGGCGCAAAACAAUAAGGAAGAUUUCGUGCGCUUCUUGCUCGAGCAUAAGGCCAACGUGCAUCUCAAAGACGUGCACGGCCGAUCCGCGUUUACCUUUGCAACCGAACGGCGCAACGAAACCGUGCUGGGACUCCUCUCGGAAGCCGCGGCUGACAUGCAACAGACCCUCGAGAUCUUCAAUCGGUUGGCAGCAUACGGUAUCUGUCGGUGGGGCUGCGGCUUUGUCAAAUUGCGCACGGCACCCGUCGUCGAGGCCGGCCAAGGUCUCGUUGUCGCCAUGCGAAACCCACUUCAAGAACACGAGCUGCACACCUGCCCCAAACGCAUCGUGACCUGUCCGCUCGGCUGCGACCAGCCUGACCUGUGGAGCGAAGAGGUGCCCGACCACGUAGUACGCCAGUGCCCGCAUCGGCCGCUACCCUGUACCCACCCCAAGUGCGGCUUGACGGUCGCUGCGAGUAGAUUGCGCCAACACAUGCAACACGACUGCAUCCAUCGCACGGUCGCUUGUCCGCUCUGUGGCGAAGGCAGCCUCGCGCACAAGUUAGACGCCCAUACAAAGUCUUGUCGUCUACGCUUGGUGCCGUGCCCGCUUUGCGCAAUGGAACUCCGGGCCCUCGACGUGAGCAAUCAUGUAAAAUUCGAGUGCGACUGCCGUGACGUGCGCUGUCGCCUCGGUUGCGGCUUUGUGCGGCUUUGCGACCGCUCGGUCCACGAGUCCGAUGCCUGUGUCAAGCGCGCGAUCGCAUGUGUGUUUGCGUGCGUCGACGGCACGACACCCGAGACGCAAGCCGACCACGAACAACUCUGCGAUCAUCGCCCGAUGGUGUGUCCCAAUCGCUGCGGCCAUACUGUCCGCGCUAUCGACGUCGACACCCACCUCUGCGAGUGUCGCUACCGGUUCGUGCCAUGUACACUUGGCUGCGGACGGCGCGUCCGAGCGUGCGACAUGGCAGAGCACGUCAGUAGUCUCUGCACCAAGCGUCCCGUGCCAUGUGAGUGGUGUGGAACACAAGACAUUGUCGCGACUCUCUUGGAGCUCCACCAGCGCACCGAGUGCCCGCAUCGCAUCCAGGCGUGUGGUGUAUGUGGCGACGGCGGGAUCCUCGCGCUUGAUAUGACGACGCACAAGACGGCCGAGUGCCGCAUGCGGCCGGUCGAGUGUGUCUUUCGCCGCGACGGCUGCAUGAAGACGCCGCUGCUGGCCCAUGAAAAGACGCAGCACGAGACGUUCGAAUGCAAGUACCGCACCAUCUGGUGCCCCCUGGGCUGCAACGAGCACCUCGUCGCGCGCCACCUCAAGGCGCACGAAGCCAUCUGCCCGAUGCGGUUCGUGGUAUGCACCUUGGGCUGCGGCGCCGAGCUGCGUGAAAAGGAUCGGUUUGAGCACGAGGUGUAUGCGUGUAUCUACAACAACAAGAAGUGAGCAUUUCGUUUAUCGCAGUUUAUAAGUUUCUAAAGAUCACUAGUCGAACCGACGACAGGAAUACAAUGCCAAUCGCACCAUUGCGAG